UUUUUUGCUUUGAUUGAUUCGUCAUCUGUCAGAGUUCCUACAAAAAUGGCGUCUAUCUUGAAGUUGUCGCAGUCUCUGGCAAAAUUAUCGAAAAACGGUAGUGUUAUUAAGCCCUUAAAAAACCUCAGAAAUGCUUCGACAGCUCAAGCAGAGCCUAAACAAAUUGUUCUCAAUGUUCCACCGACCAAAGUUACUACUUUAAAAAAUGGCAUCAGGGUGGCCACAGAAGAUUGGGGUUCACAGACUGCUACAGUUGGAAUCUGGAUAGAUGCAGGAAGUCGCUAUGAAAAUGCCAAAAAUAAUGGGGUAGCCCAUUUCAUGGAGCACAUGGCCUUUAAGGGCACUGGUAAACGAACACAGAGUCAACUUGAAAUCGAAGUAGAAGACCUCGGUGCUCAACUGAAUGCUUAUACGAGUAGAGAACAAACUGUCUAUUACUCCAAAUGUAUGUCAAAAGACGUACCAAACGCCAUUGAAAUUCUUGCUGAUAUUGUGCAGAAUGCCAAGUUGGGUUCAGCUGAAAUUGAGAGGGAGAGGGGGGUCAUUUUGAGAGAAAUGCAAGAAGUAGAGUCUAAUCUACAAGAAGUAGUUUUUGAUCAUCUUCAUGCCAUUGCUUAUCAAGGUACCCCCUUGGCAAACACUAUAUUAGGUCCUACUGCAAAUAUCCAGUCGAUUAAUGCAACUGAUCUAAGAAAUUACUUAGACAAUCACUACAAAGCUAGCCGAAUUGUAGUUGCUGGGGCAGGAGGAGUCAGCCAUGAAGAAUUAGUAAAACUCUCUGAGAGUUGCUUCAGCCAGUUAAAUAACAACUAUCCAGGAGAAAUUCCUAAACUUACUCCGUGCAGAUUUACUGGAUCAGAGAUUCGAGUACGCGAUGAUUCACUUCCUCUGGCACACAUUGCUCUAGCUGUCGAAGGUGCCGGCUGGACGGAUCCUGAUACGCUUACUCUGAUGGUUGCCUCUACUCUCUUGGGAGCUUGGGACAGGUCGCAAGCUUCUGCCAAACAAAACGCCACUACCCUUGCGAGGGCUAGUGGAGAAGGGGACCUUUGUCAUUCAUACCAAAGUUUUAAUACUUGUUACAAGGAUACCGGUUUAUGGGGUAUCUACUUCGUUUCUGACCCAUUGAAAAUUGAAGACAUGGUAUUUAACAUUCAACAAGAAUUCAUGAGGUUAUGUACUAGUGUAACGGAAGGUGAAGUAGAGCGUGCUAAAUCUCUCCUAACAGCUAAUACCUUGCUGCAGCUGGAUACUUCUACCGCUGUCUGUGAAGAUAUAGGUCGUCAACUGUUGUGCUACGGUAGGAGGUUGCCUCCUCAUGAAUUGACCCACCGCAUCAACAGUAUCACAGCCAAGAACCUUAAAGACGUUUGCUACAAGUAUUUGUACGACAGAUGCCCAGCGGUCGCAGCUGUCGGACCUGUAGAGCAACUUCCUGAUUACAAUAGGGUCAGAUCGCAAAUGUAUUGGCUUCGUGUUUAAAGAAUAAGGUAACUUUUGAACUUACAAUCUUCAAAUAAAUUAUUCACUUGAACUAGUUCGUUAAUUACCGAUACAAUUCUUUUCACUGUUCACAUUCAAAUAAAAGUGUGUGUAAUAAAUCGUUGUAUGCGUUAGGACUGUAAAUAUUUUUUGUUGAGCCCUACUUUUAUAAAUAAAAUGGAAAUCAGUUGAGAUUUUGAUA
This is a messenger RNA of Leptinotarsa decemlineata (Colorado potato beetle), 1684 nucleotides long. It is a transcript of the gene UQCR-C1, whose product is annotated as Ubiquinol-cytochrome c reductase core protein 1. The record is from RefSeq and is a predicted model, not a curated record. Gene Ontology annotation, molecular function: metalloendopeptidase activity; metal ion binding. Gene Ontology annotation, cellular component: mitochondrion. NCBI's taxonomy places the organism in Eukaryota, Metazoa, Arthropoda, Insecta, Coleoptera, Chrysomelidae.